AUGCCUACCUUGCCCUCUGGCUCCGUAGAGAAGAGCAAGUCGCCGUUGCCGGUCGACUCUGUACAACUGACCAAGGAUUCAGCAAGGCCCUCGGGAUCGCGGAGGGACAGUGCCGCGUCAUGGCUGCACCCGCUGUCGUCCACCGAGGUCCCCGACUCGGACCAACCACACAACCCGCUCUUUUCCCGACAUGGAGUUCAGCUGACCAACGGCGACGACAUUGUUGUCGGUGGUGGCGGCGCCGGAUCCUCGAGCCUGCUCUCCGCAACGGAGAUCUCACCCAUGCGAGCACGUGAAGUCAGUGGCUGUAAGCCGCGACUCAACAGCUCCAGCAUCACCUCCAGCUGCCGCGGCUACGCGCGGUUGGCGGGACUGCUAACCCGCCGAGGAGGUGACGGGAAAUCACGCAAAAGCGUCGCCGUCAGCAGCACCUCCCAUUCGGCGGCGACAUGCUCGGGAAGUGCACCGCAGGGCACCGUAAUCGCUGCUCCCAGCGGCUCAGCCGAGCGCAAUCCUCUUCAGCGCUCCUACAACAACAGUGGCGAGGUGGACCUUAGCGAGGACGUGCGCCUGGACAACGGUAGGUGCGACUGGCCCUCCACGCCGUCGCCGAAGACCGCCUCCGUGUCGCACAGGCGCGGGAGUAGAAGUCCCCGCGGUGCCGUCGGUGUCCUACAAUCGACGAGUGUUGUGAACAGCACCAUUCAGAGUCGCAGUCGGCGUGAGCUUUGUGCCUCCCCGCUGACCUCGCAGUCGUCCCGCGCCUCGCCGCACGCGACGCUGCGGCUUGACGGCGGCAGUGUAACGAACGGUGCGGGUCUCGACUCGAGCGGAGCGCAGUUCGUGCCUCUCGGGUCCUCAGAUAUGGCGAAUCGCAACGGCAGUCCGAACCGGCUGCAGCGAUCCUACUGCAGCGUCGUUGACGACAAGGCGACUACGUUGUUCACUCUGCGGAAUCGGUCUUACCGGCAAAAACUAAUCAGCGGCAGCUCUCUCUCCACGUCGGCAAGUCAGAGCCUUCUCCAGAUUGGAAGCACACGCGCUCCCCAGGGGCAGACGCCACGAAACGCGGGUGACCUUGAUGCUUCCUUGCAUGUUUCAAAGAACAUGCGAAGCCUGCGAGACGCCAAGGUAGCCCUGCUGCGACGCACGCAGCACGGGAACGUCUGUUCUCUGCGCAGCUCUCGCACCCAUAGCCUUCAACGCAGUCAUAGCAACGCCAGCAUAUGCGACGGUGACCCGUUGUCGCAGCGCGCCAGUAAGAUGCGUCCCGGCAGCCGAGAAAAGCGAUGCACAAACAGCGCCGCGGGUUUCCUCGCCAGUGGCGACCGUGUGGAGUCGGCGCAUUCCAUCGCAGCGGACGACGACGUGGUGCGCAUCAGUGUGCCGCCAGCCGGUUUGAGCUCGCCGCUGACACACUGGGGCAUGGACUUUCCCUUGGCUGUGGCGGUGCCCGACAUGGGUAGCGGCAAGUCAGAGCACAAUAUCAGUGUCAGCGGGGCGCAGCGUCGACUUAGCCGCCCCGAGGACAAACCCCUGCUCGAGGUGAUGGAGACGUCGAGUUGCGCUUCACAGGGCUGGUGCGAAGUUGGUAACGGCGCACCCUGGUGUCCCUCCCUGGUGGAACAUGCAACACGUAGUCGCAUCGCGGUCGCUGCCAGCUCGUUGAGCAAGUCUAUGGACCGCCAAACGGCCGCUUCGAUUCGCGGCGAGAGCCCCUUCCAGAGGUCCUCCACCACCCGCCGCGGCACCUUCUUCCCGCCUCGCAUGCCGAGCGGCUUCUACUCACUCAGUCCAACCGGCGGCUACAGCAGCAGCACCGACAGCGAGGAGGAAAACCGGCUACGAGAGCAGCACCGCAAUCGCGUUGACGAGGUGCUGCGCCAGCUGAACGCGCCAAUGAGAUCGACGACCGUUGAUGAUAGAUUGGCGGCGGCAAGUAUGCGCAACAACUCCUCCUACCCCUCUGUGAGAGGCGCGUCCGUCGGUGCCGACGCAUCACAGAUAGAUAAUAACAACUCAAGCGCGUUUGCCGGCAUUGGCGGCCUCGACGGGGGCGUUGGGUUCGUGGCAUUUUGUGCCUCUGGAACCGGCGGUGGAAACGCAAACACGAGCACCACCGUGAACGCCAACGGCGGUGGCGGUGGGGACGGUGGUGGAUGGCUCGGUGUGGGCGGUGCGGCCACCACGGAGGACUGGUACGCGCGCAUGCGCAAAAAGUUGGAGGAGGAGAAGGCUGAGGCGGCGGCCGCCGCUGUAGUCGCCAGUGAUGCGAGCUUCACCUCUGCAGCUCCUUCAAGUUUAUCGGCGCCCACGCACAUUCCCGCGGCGACCAGUAGGAUCCAUAGCAAGGAAUCAACGCAGCCAGAGAUGCAGAUGCCCGCCAUCGAUCGCACCACGACGUGCAAAGGGCUUCUGCCCCUCCUUCGCUCCACCCGCAGCUCCCGCGCCCCCUCCGCGACCCCUCUGCACAACAGCUUGUCGUCCGGAGAGCCGCAGGCGUCGCCGCCAACGUUGAACCAAACAUUCGUGCCAAAAACUAGCCCUACCGUGGCCUCGGCUGGUGAGCGCUUUGUGCGGCGCCUGCAACCAGGUAUCCUCACGCGGAUGCCGCUGAGCCACACAUGCGCUGCGCUAGGCAGCGCCGAUGGCGGGGCAGCUACCACACGCCCUCACCCGCCGGAGGCAAAACUCACGGAAGAGAAUUCCGUGGCAGCGAGUUCGCCUUCAACACUUCCGUCGCUCCCAGCGACCGCAUUGACAGUGCCUGUCAAUGCGGUCCAAAGUGCAGACAGCUCCAGAGCAGCGCUGUUGCCCGAGCUGGAGGUCAUUGAACCGCGCCACCGCCCCAGCCCCCUCGAUGCAGAUGAUGGCAGUGUCAGCAGCAUGGGCAGCACAUCGACUGUGGCACCGCUGAAGUCGUCUUCAUCGAGGCAUUCGUCUGAAAACCUCCUCUGGAUGUCGAGCAGGAGCGUAAGCAUGGUCGACACAAGCCACUCCCAGCCUGACCUGCGGCGUCAUUGCUCACUUCCACAGAUAGUGCCAAGACAGGGCAUGACUACGCUGAAACCGUCGCCGCCCAGGCAACACUCAAACAGCACCAUCGCCACCUCAGUGCAGUCAAGGGUGCACAAUGGCGUGCGACUCACGCUUGUGCCCUCCGGUGCUGGCGCACAGCCUUUGGAGGGCACCUCCGCGACGCCCACGAGAGAAGUGCCGGCCUCGCGAGUUGGUGCUACGACGCGCGAGUCUGCAUGCACCGGGGCUGACGUGAACGGUGGGCUGUGCUGCAACCCUUCAGCGCGGGCCCCUCGGCAGGGUGCUAGCGCGAGAAAACAGCCAUCGGCAGGCGCGCGCUCAACCGAGAAAUCAACGAGCUCGGCGGGUGCGCUGGCCGCCAUUCUCGCGUCGGCGCGUCUCUCCGACUCGUGA
Molecule: messenger RNA, 3432 nt
Organism: Leishmania mexicana MHOM/GT/2001/U1103
Lineage: Eukaryota; Euglenozoa; Kinetoplastea; Trypanosomatida; Trypanosomatidae
Exons: 1
Coding region: 1-3432 (1143 amino acids)
Source: RefSeq, a predicted model, not a curated record